GAGCGCGCGCCUGGCAGCGGCUGUAUGUCCGACCUGCUCGUGGCCGCUCAGUAGCUCUCAGUGGGCCUCGCAGAGCCUUUAAAACAACCCCCCUCCUUUGGAUAUACUGUUUUUUUUUUAACCACUUCAACAAUGUGACGCUUUUGUGGAUACGUGUUUUGGUUUUUGUUUGCCUCUUUGAAUCGACUCAUCAUCGACUACAUUGAUUAUUUCAUAAUCCAUCAGGACCGAUGUAGGGGUAACCGUCCUGGGGGUUUGGAGGGGAUUCCAUUUUUUUCCUUUCCCCGGGAGUGGACAAUAAUAUGUCCAGACGAAAACAGACCAACCCCUUCAAAGUUGACUGUAGGUAUUUAAGGGCCAUUCCACACUACCGGCAUUGCAGGAUUUCAGCACACCAUUAACAUGGACGGCAGGGAUGAGUUCACUGAAGACAGCGAAUGCUGCAGCAACAAUUCCCAGGAAGUCCUCGGACAGGAGAGCAUCUCAGGGCUGUGUUUGCCUCUAUAGAAGACAGCGAUAGUGACCUCGACCACCACGGCGAAGACUCCUCAUCCAACACCUCGACUGACGACCACAUGACGACCAAGAGGACGCAGUGCCACCUGCAAGGAGCGGGAGUCAAAGAGGAAAACGAGGAAGGGUCGGACCACUGCAACAACUUUGUAUGUCCUCUUUGCGCGCUGGACUUCAGCAGCCCCGAGAAGCUCAUCUCCCAUGUCUACCAGCACACUAGCAUGAUGAGCAGCACCAAGAGCUACGUGUGUCCCGUGUGUGGGCGAGCGCUGAGUUCGCCCGGCUCGCUCGGACGCCAUCUUCUCAUCCACUCUGAGGAUCGCCUCUCCAACUGUGCCGUCUGUGGCGCACACUUCACAGACACCACCAGCUUCAACAGAGAGAAGCUGAAAGAUGUCCUGGACACAACCAGGCUGGAGGUCUCAGGUGGAAGGAACACGUGCCCCCUGACCCACUCGCUCUCCAGCAGCCCCAUGCCCAGUCCAGGACCGGGCCCUCUCUCCUGUCACAGACCAGGACCCAGCCCCAGUUCCUGUCAGGGCCCUCAGUCAUGCCAAGUUCCUGACCCCAGCACCGGCCUAUGUGAAGCCCAUCGAAUGUGCCAUGGGUCGGGCCACAUCUCCAGCUCGUGUCAGGGCCCAGGCCCAGGACCAGGACCGUGCUCAGAUCGAGGCCCGUGUGCAGGCCCUGACCAAGGGCCCUCCUUUCCCUCGCUGCCUGACAGUCUGCUAUCUGAAGGACCGUCGCUCGCAUCCAUCCCUGACGCUCUUAACUCGUCCUCCUCAGGUCUUCCCCCGAUCCCGGACAUCCUGAGUCCGAUGCCCGUGUAUCCUGCGGGAGUUCUUCUGGUGUGCAAUAGCUGCAUGGCCUACCAGCAGCUGGUGGAGGCCCAGUCCCCCAUGCGCAAAUGGGCUGUGCGCAGAAAGAACGAGCCCUUGGAGGCCCGCAUGCACCGCCUGGAGCGAGAGCGCACGGCCAAGAAGAACAAGCGGGCGUGCGAGACGGACGAAGAGCGGGAACUGCGCCGUCUGCGUGACCGCGAGGCCAAGCGCAUGCAGCGGAUGCAGGAGACGGAGGAGCAGCGGGCGAGGCGUCUUCAGCGGGACCGGGACGCCAUGCGCCUGAAGAGGGCCAACGAGACGCCCGAGAAGAGGCAAGCCAGGCUCAUCCGCGAGAGGGAGGCUAAGCGGAUCAAGCGGCGGCUGGAGAAGAUCGACCCCGCCCUCAGGACGCAGAUAGAGCACGACCCCGCCGCUAUGGCUGCCCUCACGGCGGACAUGAGCCUCUUCCAGUUCCCCUGUCCUGUGUCCGUCCCUUCUAUGGACAAUGGGCUCUUCAUGAAGCUGCCCUAAGAGGACCACAUUGCCAUCCAUCAUUCCUCAGGCUGCCUUCACACUUGAAACCAACUCUGCUGCCUUUGCCGUGUCACAAUGGCGCCUUUUAAAAGUAUAUUUUAGAAUCUUUUUGUGAAAUCUAAGCUGGUAAAUAUAAACGCCAUUUGACAUCAUGUAAUCCCUUCCGAAAAGCUGCCCAAUCAAGUCCUCAUUUGAUGCAUACGUUGGUCCCGUGACAAAAAUAUCAGCGUAGACGUGAAGCAAACGCACUAAAUUACAGAGCAAGUAUCUUUUUUUUUUUAACUUGGAGUACGGAAGCACGAGUGUGAACGCAGCCUAGAAAAACCAUGUAAUUUAUUGGCCUGAAGAAGCCCCCUUGAUCCGGGGGGGGGAAUGUUCCAUGUUGUACUUAAAGCAUGUUGUAAAGAGAUUUGAAGCCCUGCUUUGUCUUUAGAGGAGAGAGAUGUUUUUGCACAUGAUACAGGAGGGAGGACUUCGUAGCCAUAGACCCCCCCCCGGCCCCCUCCUCUUCCUCUGCCUCCUCACUGCUUCAUCAACUUGACCGGUAGCUCCACCCGCCUCUUCUUCUUCUUCUUCUUCGAGCUGCCGCCACCGGUCCACGGAGUCGUUCAUGUCGGCUCAAACGUCUACCUCAGCUGACGUACUGCUCUGCUAGUACUGCCACUACUUAGUCGGACCGAAAGCGUCACUUCAACCCUCUAGGACGCUCCGUCCGCUUGAGUGCUUCAAACGCGACGCCAACCUCUCUGCCACACUCCACGCACAGUUUGCCGACGUGUUCUGUUCUUGGGAGUCGAUCUGUGCUGCUCUUUCUCCUCACGAUCGUACGAUACACGUUACCUCGUCUCAUCGGCAGUUCAAGUAUGCUCUAAGACGUUGUCGGUACUUGAAUUCCGCCUGACGCUUCAUGGCCGCAUCGUGAAGGUGGGGGGUUCAGGCCUUCCCUGGUAGCGUUCACUGCGUACUUUCCGAACAGCACAUGCACUGUAUUUAUUCAAGCAACCAUCCGAGGACAUAUUUUAGUGUUCUGCAUCCAUUCACCUCAUAUUUAUGCAAUAUUGUCUGAAUCUUUUUUUUUUUUUUUCCUCGUCAAAGUGUAUUUUGUUGUUUUUGUCACAGCCACUUGACACGUCCCCGUCGUGUUCUUUUCUUGCCGUUAAAUUACCUCCAGUUUUGCUGCUUCUGGUUCCGUUUGAGGCACUCCUAGACGUACCUUUUAAGGAGCAUUAAGGGCCACACCGAAAUGAAAAUGCUAAUUACAACAAUAAAGCUGUGGUGUUACCAGAACACGGCUGAAAAAAGGUCAUCACCAUCAGACAGUGGAUCUCAGUUGUUUUCUGUCCUGCCCCUGGAAUGUGUAAUAUUUAUUUAUCUGUACAAACCACUGUAUGAGUUGCUGGCACCAGCAUGGUUCAAGCACAUGUCGGUACGUAUGCUACAUCUACAUGAGAAGCACUGCUUGGAGAGAAGGAAGAAGCUGUGAUUUAAGAAGUGAAUGUCAGAAGUAAAGCCAUCAACCACUCUACAGAGCUGCCAUAUGUUUAUUCAAUCAUUACGUAUUUACUAAAAAAUACUCAUGAUAUUCCCAUUUUUAUUGCUUAAAAUAACCACUUUUUCCUCAUAACACUCAGACUUUAUUCUCACAGAAUUUACUUUAAAUAUUACAAACUGCCCUGCGAUUGGCUGGCGACCAGUGCAGGGUGUACCCCGCCUCUCGCCCAAAAGUCAGCUGGGAUAGGCUCCAGCAUGCCCCCGCCGCCCUAAUGCGGAUAAGCGGCAUAGAAAAUGGAUGGAUAUUACAAACGGAUCGUCAUAAAACUAACAUUUUACUUGGAUUAUUACGACUAUUCUCGUAAAAUAACGCACUUUUUCUCUUAAAAUUGUUACAUUUUACUUUUACUAUGACGAUAAACGCAUAAAAUUGGAACCUUUUACUCUUCGUAUUCCAGCUGUUCUCAUACAUGCCAUUCAUCCAAGUCGUUGGAUUCUCAGGGCAUUCAGUCGAUCACAACAUAACAGUUUUUCUCAUGAUACCGCGAUUUUAUUGGCAUACAAUUUAUUUUUCCUGGUAAUAUUCCAACUUCAUUCCCAUAAAAUUGUAAUAUUCUGUUGUAUUAUGGCUUUGUUCUCAUAGAACAACUCGUUUUCUCAUAUUGUGACUUUAUUCACUUAAACUGACAACUUUUUUCCCCCGCAUUUUAAAAUCUUCUGAUUUCAUUCGUGAAACGUCAAAACUUCUUUUUAAUUUCCUGUUCUUGUAAAAAUAUCGCCUUUUUCAUGAUGACAUCGGUCUCAUCAUACAUCGACUCAAUUCUAAAGCUAUUACAACUUUGUUCUCAAGCGAUGAGGAUUUCGUUCCUCUAAUAUUAUGACUUCAUUCUCUCAAAAUGACAUUUUCCGAUAAUAUUCAGGCUGUGUUCUUGAUAAAGGAUUUUUUCCCCCCUUUAAAAUCACACGUUUAUUUUCAAGAUGUACCUUUUCUUUUAGUAUUAUGACUAUUCUCAGGAAAUGUAUUUUUUCUGACUCUUAAAAUAAUAAAUUCUCUUAUUAAAUUUAAAAAAAAAGUUGUAAUAUGACAGGUUUUUCUGCUACUGCUACACUUGACUAUUUUUGUUGCAUUUUUUCCCCAUUUCAGUGUGUCUCUAAUAUUUCCAAUAGUCCAUCUAGUAGGAUUCCCCCCACGCAACACCUUAAAACUAGGAGUGCAUCAAACUUGUAUGCAUUGUAUGUUUUUAUUUCUCCUUCCAAUGGAAAUCAAUCGACCUUUCACUGAAACUAUGCAGAUUGCAUCUUUUUGUUGUCUUUUUACUUUUGAAUUGAAUUCAGCCGACUUCAAUGUAAGCUUCUCAGGAGACGUAACGGCGAGAGGGCUUCAUUUAGGGGAGCCCCUUUCCAGACUUUUCUGUCAGCACAGGAAAACAACAGGGUGUUACAAUGGUCUUCCUGCAGGCAGGCCGCUUCAGUGUUAGGAGGCGACGCUUCAGGUUACGUUGCCUCUCCUCUCUCCUCACUCUAUGAAUACUGAGUAUUCUCUCUUUUUUGGAAUGUUCAUACUCUUGCAAAAGGAAGUACUUGGGAGUAAAUCUGAGGUGUCAUGGUUUAGGUCUUUUGGUGUGUGCCGUGACUAAGAACUGCAUGUGAUGAAACUGCACUUGUCCGCCAGUACGAGCUUGUCUUCUCAUGUUCUCUUUAUGCCUGCCGCUUCUUUUUUGUAAUUUUUUUUUAUACACAUUUCUUCAACUAUAAUGUUUUUAAAAUGGCCUUUCCGUUGAUGUCUGUCAGGAUUUCCUCUUGAUGUCCAUGUUUACAGAAUAUUGGGCCAACGUUGUCAUUUCGGUGAGUGGCUGCUUCCAGCGUUGACUCAUGUACAGUUGGAACAAUGUGACGAAUGUGCAAAUAAAUAUUGAUUUUACAACCA
Dunckerocampus dactyliophorus (ringed pipefish) is the source of this 5286-nucleotide messenger RNA. RefSeq names its product zinc finger protein 821 (gene znf821). Gene Ontology annotation, cellular component: nucleus. The transcript is spliced from 6 exons. The record is from RefSeq and is a predicted model, not a curated record. Gene Ontology annotation, molecular function: RNA polymerase II cis-regulatory region sequence-specific DNA binding; DNA-binding transcription activator activity, RNA polymerase II-specific. Lineage: Eukaryota; Metazoa; Chordata; Actinopteri; Syngnathiformes; Syngnathidae. Bases 438 to 1865 code for a protein of 475 amino acids. Gene Ontology annotation, biological process: regulation of transcription by RNA polymerase II.